Messenger RNA from Cuscuta epithymum, 3007 nucleotides. The record is from the annotation of a GenBank genome assembly. Lineage: Eukaryota; Viridiplantae; Streptophyta; Magnoliopsida; Solanales; Convolvulaceae.
UUCUGAUUUCUUUUUGAAGGUACUCAAUUCUGUUGUUGUAGUCGGACUGUAAUUAUGGAUUUCUUACCACAUUUUCAAUAAGGUCCUCUUAUUUCUUUUUUGUGCGAACUAUGGUUAUGGAAAAAGAACCAAAUACAAAUAAGAAGGUAGCAGCAACCACUGGUUUUUUUUAUGGGACAGCUCAUAAGAAUUCGUAUCCAUCUAUUAUGCGCCCCUUUAUCUAAGCUUUGGGUAGACCUCAUACAAUAACUGUCCUUGCUUUUACCUUAUCUUUUGAUUCAGCUUUUCUUGAACACUGAAAAAAAAAUUUUUUGCUUAUGGAUCUAAUACCAAAAUUCAAUCCGUGAUCUAGAGAAUAUCUUUGUAUUCCUCAAUCAUCUUAUUUUUCAGUUGCUUAACAUUUUGUAUUUUACCAAGUUCAACGUUAGGCCCGAUUAGUAAGCAUUUAUCUGUUUCGCUGUAACAAUAAGAUGUUGUUUGUAAUAAGCAGUUUUUUUUGCUUGGGGAAUUGGACAAAUUUUAGUCAUCAAUUGCUUGGAAUUUUUAGUAGUCUGGAUACAGAAAAAUUUAGUAAUCUGGAUACAUAAAAAUAAUGUUAUUAGAAAGUACCUAGUCAGAAAUUCUAUCUUUUUAUUUUACUAAAUUGUAGUUUUGGAAGUAUAGUAUGUAUUCUAAGUAUUCAGUCUUUAGGCAGAACACCCUUACCUAUUCCUACUCAGGAAAUUUAGUGAGGUCUCAAAAAAUAGAACAAAGGGAAAAGGAAAGGUUGCAAAAGGAGGAAGAAAGAAAGACGUAGAAAAAAAAAGAAAUCCACUGAAGAAGAUCCUUCCCUUUUUUCCGAAGAAAAGGGUAUUUUGGAAAAAGAAUUGGACUUGAAAGUAAACGAACCGGACUUGGAAGGAUCUGAUUCUGAAUUGGAAAUCCUUGAAAAAUAUGAAAAUAAAGAACAUAUUGUUGGCUCUUCUUUUUUGAUUAUAAAAGAUGGACUCGGCCAUUUCGCUACAUAAAAAAUAAUAGACUUGAACAAGCGGGUAAGAAACGAAAUGGCACAAUAUUUCUUUGACAUACAUAAAAGUGAUGGAAAUAGAUAGAAUAUCUUUUACCCAUCCGAUAAGUUUAUCAACGUUUUUUUUCAAAUAAUCAAAAAAAAGAUACCCCUUUUAUCAUUAGAAAAAGAUAUUUCUAAUAAAUUGGACAAUUUUUGGGUUUCUAGAAACCAAACAAAAUUAAAUUCUAUAAAAAUUGAUUUGUUAAAUCGAAUUAAAAAUCUUGACAAACCAGUAUCAGUCCCAAUACUAGAAAUUGAAACAACCAAAACGCGAUUAUGUAUACACAAUGAAUGAGACUAGAAAAGAAUACUUACCAGAAGAGUAUGAUCCCUUGUUAAAUGGGCCUUCCCGCGGAAGACUAAAAAAAGAUAUAACGUUGAUAAACGAGACUUCGAUCAAAAAGUUGAGAGAGAAGGUUAUGCUAAAUAGACUUCAUGCUUUAUUGUUGAUGUCUCCUUUUGAAAAAAAGGAAAAAAAACCAUUACAAGUUGGUGAGUUCUCAACUUUAUCAUCGAGUUUCAAUUUAACGGAUUCAGAACAACUAACAAAAUUUUUAGUAAAUGUAAUUAUAUUUUGAGACAGACGAUAAAAAAUAUUCUGCAAUAGAAAAAAUAGGUAAAGUAGAGAUUGGUUAAAAAAAGUCCCCGGAUGGUCAUACAAAUUAAUAACUGAAUUGGAACAAAUAUCAGUAUUUUAGAAAUCCACCAGAUGAUCAUGAUAUUCGUUCAGAGAAAAGGGAUAAGUGUAUUAAUUUUUGAAGAGCCUAAGACUCUCAAAGAUAAGAAUACAAACAAAGAUAAGAAUACAAAAGAGACAAAUAUUCAAGCUAUAAAAUCCGACAAUGAUGAGAAAGAUAAAAAUAUGAAAAAGAAAAGGAAGAUGAGGAUAAUAAGCUUUAUUUGUUACGAUAUCCGCACCAAUCUGAUUUUCGCCAAGGCUUAAUAAAAGACCUCUAUGCGAACUCAAAGACGUAAAAUAGUUAUUGAGGGACUUUUUAAAGCAAAUGCGCAUUCCCCUCUCUUUUUUGACAGGAUGAGGAAAAAAACCUUUUUUUUCUAUACCAUACCUGGCUCAAACUGAAACGACUUUUUAUAAAAUGGUCAUCCAGAAACGAGGUUCGGUAUUUUAGAGUCUACAGAGGAAAAAAAAACAAUAAUAAAAAGAGAAACCAAAAAGGAAAAGAAACGACGAAGAGGAAAUAGAACGGUUAGAGAUAGGGGAAGCCCUGGGAAACUUUCCCAUAUACCCAAAUAAUAAGAGGUUUGUUAUUAAUAACCCAAUCAAUUCUGAGAAAAAAAAUUCUAUUACCUUCAUUCAUAAUCGGGAAAAAUAUAGGGCGUAUGCUACUAUUUCAAACUCCUGAAUGGUCUGAAGAUUUAAAGGGAUGGAAUAAAGAAACGCAUGUGAAGUGUACUUAUAAUGGUAUUCCGUUAGCUGACAAAAAAUUUCCGGAAAAUUGGUUGACAGAAGGUAUUCAAAUCAAAAUUUUAUUUCCUUUCUGUCUAAAACCUUGGCACGAAUAUAAAUCACUAACUUCUCGUGAUGACUUUUGUUUUUUUAACAGUUUGGGGAAGGGAAACAGAACACCCUUUUGGUCAUCCACGACAAACACCUUCGUUUUUCGAGCCUGUUUUUAAGGAACUUUACAAAUUUGUAAAAGUAAAAAUCAAAUUUUUAAAAAAGUUUUCAAAAAAAAAAACAAGUUCAAACGAAAAAAGAACAAUACACCCGAGUUUAAUAAAAAAAGAAAAAGAUGAUCAAAUAAAUAACCAGAUAAUGAAUCAACCCUUGAGUAAAAUUGAAAAAAUUACAGAUUGGAAAAAUUAUUCACCGAUAGACAAAAUACAGGCUAUUACUCAUAGGACAAAUACAAUUAAAAAAAAACUAGAAAGAAUUACGGAAGAUAAGAAAAGGCUGACUCUAGAACUAGAUAUGAGCCCUUACAAAAAAAGUUCGAG